AAAAUGGCUUCCUCAGGAAGACCCGAGCACAGAGCUCCACCAGAAAUUUUUUAUAAUGAAGAAGAAGCUAGGAAAUAUACAUCUAAUUCUCGAAUGGUAGAAAUACAACAGCAGCUUUCAGAACGUGCAGUAGAAUUAUUAGCUCUUCCACCAGAUACACCUUGUUUUCUAUUAGAUGUUGGUUGUGGCUCCGGUUUAAGUGGAGAAUGGCUAUCUGAAGAAGGACACAUGUGGAUUGGUGUAGAUAUCAGCCCUAGUAUGCUAGAUAUAGCAAAAGAAAGAGAGGUAGAAGGGGAUGUUAUUUUAUGUGAUAUGGGAUAUGGAAUGCCUUUUAAGCCUGGAACAUUUGAUGGUGUUAUUAGUAUAUCGGCACUACAGUGGUUAUGUAAUGCAGACAAAAGAUAUCAUCACCCUCCUAAAAGAUUAUUUAAAUUUUUUUCAACACUUUAUGCAUCUAUGAGUCGUGGUGCAAAGGCAGUCUUUCAAUUAUACCCUGAAAAUAGCUCACAGUUAGAAUUAAUAACAUUUCAAGCUAUGAAAGCUGGUUUUACUGGUGGAUUAGUUGUAGAUUAUCCUAAUAGUACUAAAGCUAAGAAAAUAUUUUUAUGUUUGUUUACUGGAGGAGGGAAUCAAACUUUACCAAAAGGCCUGGGGACAGAUGUUUCAGAUGAACAUGUAGCCUAUAGUGAUAAAAGAGUCAAUUUUGGUAAAUUAAAAGGAAAAUCAGUAAAGAAAAGUAGAGACUGGGUAAUGGAAAAGAAAGAAAGGCGAAGAAGACAGGGGAGAGAAACCAGACCAGAUUCAAAAUACACGGGCAGAAAAAGAAAACCAAGAUUCUGAUAAUAAUAAACUUGUUAUAUUCA
Molecule: messenger RNA, 863 nt
Organism: Lottia gigantea (owl limpet)
Lineage: Eukaryota; Metazoa; Mollusca; Gastropoda; Lottiidae
Exons: 11
Coding region: 4-840 (278 amino acids)
Biological process (GO): rRNA (guanine-N7)-methylation
Cellular component (GO): nucleolus
Molecular function (GO): rRNA (guanine) methyltransferase activity
Source: RefSeq, a predicted model, not a curated record